Bombina bombina (fire-bellied toad) is the source of this 648-nucleotide messenger RNA. RefSeq names its product beta-crystallin A1-like. Gene Ontology annotation, biological process: lens development in camera-type eye; visual perception. Gene Ontology annotation, molecular function: structural constituent of eye lens. The record is from RefSeq and is a predicted model, not a curated record. The transcript is spliced from 6 exons. Bases 1 to 648 code for a protein of 215 amino acids. NCBI's taxonomy places the organism in Eukaryota, Metazoa, Chordata, Amphibia, Anura, Bombinatoridae.
AUGGAUUUCCCUGCAGUUCAGAGUGAGCGUGAAGACAUCAUCUCUGAGAAAAUGGCCCAGACCAACCCCCUUACUGUUCCCCUGGGACCCUGGAAGCUCACAGUUUAUGACCAAGAGAACUUUCAAGGCAAAAGGAUGGAAUUUACUUCUUCAUGUGCAAAUAUUAUGGAUUGUGGUUAUGACAACAUAAGGUCUAUAAAGGUGGAAUGUGGAUCAUGGAUAGGAUAUGAGCAUACAAGCUUCUGUGGCCAGCAGUUUGUUCUGGAGAGAGGAGAGUACCCUAGAUGGGAUGCCUGGAGUGGAAGCAAUGCCUAUCACAUUGAGCGCCUGAUGUCUUUCCGCCCAAUCUGUUCUGCUAACCAUAAGGAAUCCAAGCUAGUUAUUUUUGAGAAAGAGAAUUUCAUUGGACGCCAGUGGGAGCUGUGUGAUGACUACCCAUCUCUGCAAGCCAUGGGCUGGAGCAACAAUGAAGUUGGGUCCAUGAAAGUACAAUGUGGAGCAUGGGUUUGCUACCAGUAUCCUGGUUACCGUGGUUAUCAGUAUAUCUUGGAAUGUGACCAUCAUGGAGGCGAGUACAAGCAUUGGAGGGAGUGGGGCUCCCAUGCCCAGACCUCCCAGAUCCAGUCUAUCCGACGCAUCCAGCAGUAA